Brachypodium distachyon (stiff brome) is the source of this 1857-nucleotide messenger RNA. Its product is annotated as DNA polymerase delta small subunit. The record is from RefSeq and is a predicted model, not a curated record. The transcript has 14 exons. The coding region runs from base 151 to 1440 and encodes 429 amino acids. Gene Ontology annotation, biological process: DNA strand elongation involved in DNA replication; DNA replication. Gene Ontology annotation, molecular function: DNA binding. Gene Ontology annotation, cellular component: delta DNA polymerase complex. Lineage: Eukaryota; Viridiplantae; Streptophyta; Magnoliopsida; Poales; Poaceae.
CUGUGGCUGCCAAGCGCAAAACCGCCGACGGAGCGCGCUCGCGGCAGAUAAAUUUGGGGCUGGCGCGGGAGAAGUCGCCAAGCCACUGUGUUGCAGCUGAGGUUCCCCCAAUUUUUCCCGCCACGCCCCGCCCGCCCGUCGCCGGUCGCCAUGGAGAGGAAGCAAGCCGACUACAGCACCCUGGACGAGAGGUACACGAUCCAGGGGGAGAGGUACCAGGGGCAGCAGUACAGCCACAUCUACUUCACGCGGCUCCACCACAUGCGCAACAUCCUCCGCGCCCUCGUCCCCUCCCGGAAGCCGCACCUCCCUGUCACUACUGUGUUGGGACUUGAAGAAGGAAAGGAUUGUGUGCUUGUUGGGACUUUAUACAAGCACAUGAAACUGAAGCCGUCUAUUCUUGACGAAUACUCCAAGGAGAGGUCUGCAAUCCCUCUUGUUAAGCCACACAAUUUCAUGCAUCCUGAUGAUAAUCUCAUUCUGGAAGAUGAAAGUGGAAGAGUUGCCCUUGCAGGAGCCAUAUCUCCAGCAGCAUAUGUGACUGGGGUUGUAGUAGCACUCCAUGGGAAGGAAACAAGUGCUGGCAACUUCCUUGUUGAAGAUGUUCUUGAGGCUGGUCUUCCUCCUCAAACUGCAUUGCCUAGCAUAAAUGAGGACAAGUAUGUUGUAUUCGUGUCAGGGUUAAGCGUCGGGAGCAGCGCAUUCAAUCCUCUGCAGUUCCAACUUCUUAUUGACCAUAUCACUGGGCAUUUGGGUGAUGAGAAUGAACAAGCCAUAGCAUCAAAUAUAGUUCGUGUUGUGGUGGUUGGAAAUUCAGUACAUAUUGCACCAAGGUUCUUGAAUGGUCAGACUGUAGCGUCAAAAGAUCAGCCUAGGAUAGCCGAGCCAAUCAUAGAACUGGAUAUAAUGCUGACUCAGCUUGUGGCGUCAUUGCCUGUAGAUAUAAUGCCAGGGUGCAAUGAUCCAGCAAAUUUUUCUUUGCCUCAGCAGCCUUUGCAUAGAUGCCUUUUCGCUGGAGCAUCUACUUACAAUACUUUUUCGUCAUGUCCGAAUCCACAUCAGUUUGAUCUUGACAAUGUCAAGUUUAUUGGAACAUCUGGCCAGAACAUAGAUGACCUCUACAGAUACUCGGAUGCGAAAGACAGGCUGGAAUUCAUGGAAAGAACAUUGACAUGGCGCCAUCUUGCUCCAACUGCACCGAACAGCCUAGGAUGUUAUCCAUACACAGACAAGGACCCUUUCCUCAUUGAAAGUUGUCCCCAUGUUUACUUUGUCGGGAAUCAAGAUAGAUAUGAAACACGGCUGUUGCAAGGAUCCGAAAAACAGCAAGUGAGGCUAAUCAGCAUUCCGAGAUUUAGCGAUAGUGGAAUAGCCGUCAUGCUCAAUUUGAGGAACUUGGAAUGCAGCACCUUGAGUUUCUCGACAAACUUUGAUUCGUGAUUUCGCUCUAAUUGCACGGAGUGCCAGAGGGUUUGGUGUAGCAUGCUACUACGGACAGCUUUCAUGAGGGAACAAAAUAUUGUGUGACCCAUAUAUGCUCAUGUAAAGAGUUACCUCAAAAGGAUGUAUUCGUAGCUCAACAGUUCUUUGUUAGUCGUGUGAUGACCUAGGUUUCUCCGAAUUAGGCCUGUUGGUAACCUUAUCAUGCUUCGAUGUAGCUCACAAACAAGUAGAAGCUCGUGCUUCUUCUAAUAGUCUCCAUUAGCUGAUUCAUUUGUCAGAUCUUGUAUUUCUUGUCAUCCAUCUUGGCAAAUGUACCAGUCUUGUUGAAAACAGAUUGUGUUCUUGUGCAGUGUGUGUCUGGAAACACAGAUGCAGGUAUCCAGCACUGGAGUAACAUGGACUAGGAAGUGCAAA